CACGUGCCAAAUUGACAAUUUGGUUUGACAGCUACACCACAAAUUGAAAAUAUUUCAAAAACCGGCGAAUAAAUAAAUAUUUAAUCCCGAAAUAUUGGAUUUAGACUGCAGUCUACAUUGCUUACCUCAGUUGGAUGUGUAGAAGUGAAUGUAAUGUAGUGUCAUCACAUACUGCGAGCUUCUAUAUUGCACAAUAAUACCUUUCGUUACAUGGGCACUAGCGUAGCCUCAAAUGUUCCAAGAUGCCUGGUCAUUCUGCUUCCGACGAGGAUAAGCCUUGCCGGGCUUGUUCAGACUUCAAGACGUGGGCCAAAAAACAGAACAAAGUGACUUUCACAUCACCGAACAAACAGCCUAGUCCACGACCCAAAGACUGUCCCCUAGACAAGGAUGAGAUAGGUACAGCAACAUGGGGGUUCCUGCACUCUAUGGCAUCAUAUUACCCCAAAACGCCUACAAAUAAACAAUCAGAAGACAUGGCAAAAUUUUUCCAUAUCUUCGCACAGUUUUAUCCAUGUGAGCCAUGUGCACUGGAUUUCCAGGCAGACUUGAAAAAACAUCCACCAAGGACAGAAAGUCAAGAUGCCCUAGCAAAAUGGUUGUGUGAGCGUCACAACACAGUCAAUGUCAAACUUGGCAAGCCUGUGUUUGACUGCUCCAAGGUGCACGAGAGGUGGCGAGACGGCUGGCUGGACGGAUCUUGUGAUUAACAGUCGUCUUCACAGACUAAUGUCAAAUAUUGAUCAAUAAGUGUUCUAAUGUUGUUUACAUCUUGCUGUAAGUUUUGGGCCCACAAUUGUGAUAUUAUAGUUAAGUACUAUAUUUAUUUUAUACCUCAGUAAAAGAUGUACAAUAUAAAACUUUUUAUUUCCUUGUUAUAAUGCUGUAAAUACAAGCACUGAGAUGCUCUAACUCUAUGAAAUCGAUGUUGGAAUGAUUUAAUUUUGUAUUAUAUUGAAAUAUGUUUUGUUAAUGCCUUAUUGCAGUAUGAACACAUUUGUCUGUGAACACUAGUUAGUGAACAUUUGAGGCUCUGAGCCAAGUAUUAGAGAGUUGUAAGGAAUGUUAGUUCAGUGUUGUAGUCACUGGUGUAUUCAAGCAGUUUGUUGUAGUAUUGAAGCAAUUUGUGAUUUUCAUUCAUCAGGCCGCGUUUCCAUUGACGCGGAGCGGGGCGGAGAGGAGCGGUGAAGAGCGGUGAAAAGUGGUCAGUGUUUCCACUGACGCGGAGCUGGGCGGAGAAGAGCGGUGAAAAAUGGUCAACGGAGUCGAUUGAGGCGGAGCGGAGCAUACUUUUCGAAUCAUAUUGAGAGAUUGACCAUGUCUAAAUAUAAUCAAUAGACCUUUUAUCGCUCAAAUAUCGCAAUCGAUAUUUUUAUUUAGAGUUUAUUGUUUUUUUUAUAUGAUAUAUUAAACGAAAAAUAAAACAUAUUAUUUCCACCAUCUUUAACUAUAUUUGUACGUACAAAUAUAGUUAAUUUUGUCAUUAAUAAACGAUAUUUCGACAUGAAAAUAAAACUAAAAGAAAGUAUUUUCUCAAUUGAAAGUUAUGAUUUACUUAAAUAUCAAUUAUCAUUAACUUUGAGUAACGACUGUUUAAGAAAAUUCAAAACAUCAAUAUAACAUUGAAAAUAAAUAUAUUUUUUUUUGAUAAGUAAUUUGUUUCGUAGUAAUCGAUUUUAAGAAAAUCGAUUAAACAACACCCUCACCCACGCUACUUGGACAUCCCUUUUUGGUUACUUCGUGAAUCUUCGUGCUUAUUCGGCAAUACUCGGUACUCGGUUAUAUGUCUCUGUCACACGUUAGCAUUGGCGUAUAGACGCGCCACUACGUUGACGGUACUGUACCGUCCCGCUCCGCACGGCGCUGCUCCGCACCGCCCCGCUGUUCUCCGCACAGCACCGCCCCGCUGUCCUCCGCACCGCAUCGUCUCACUAUAUAUUUGUAUGAAUAUCCGCUCAGCUCUGCUCCGCCCCGCUCAUGCUGUUUCCAUUGAAGCGGUGCGGAGAUUUUGAGCAUAGUGAUUGGUCAAUUCGUGCACCGCUAAGCUCCUCUCCGCCCCGCUCCGCGUCAAUGGAAACGCGGCCUUAGACAGAGUUCAAAUGGGUUUUUGUACAAUUGUAUAUGUGUCAAAGUGUACCUAAAUGUUGUUACUAUCUGUUAAUUUUAAUAUAUAAUAAUGACACACUCUAUUGAGUA
Spodoptera frugiperda (fall armyworm) is the source of this 2196-nucleotide messenger RNA. It is a transcript of the gene Alr, whose product is annotated as FAD-linked sulfhydryl oxidase ALR. The record is from RefSeq and is a predicted model, not a curated record. Gene Ontology annotation, molecular function: flavin adenine dinucleotide binding; flavin-dependent sulfhydryl oxidase activity. The transcript is spliced from 3 exons. NCBI's taxonomy places the organism in Eukaryota, Metazoa, Arthropoda, Insecta, Lepidoptera, Noctuidae. The coding region runs from base 243 to 710 and encodes 155 amino acids. Gene Ontology annotation, cellular component: mitochondrion.